This is a messenger RNA of Microthlaspi erraticum, 1749 nucleotides long. NCBI's taxonomy places the organism in Eukaryota, Viridiplantae, Streptophyta, Magnoliopsida, Brassicales, Brassicaceae. The record is from the annotation of a GenBank genome assembly.
AUGAAGAGAGAGCUUGGGAGGUACAAAAUGGGUUUGUGUUUCAGUGACAAGUUGAGGAUGAACAGAGGAGCUCCACCACCGGAUGUGGUAACGGCGUUUGCGGAGUAUACAGAGGGAGGGAACCACAUGACAGCAGAGCAGCUACGUCGGUUCUUGGUUGAGGUGCAGAAUGAGACAGAUGUGUUGGUUUCAGAUGCAGAGAAGAUCAUUGAGAGAAUCACAUGUUCAAGGCAUCACAUCACUAAGUUCUUGAGGCAUUCUCUGAAUCUUGAUGAUUUCUUCAGUUUCUUGUUCUCAGAUGAUCUGAAUCAUCCAAUUGUUAGAGAGGUGCAUCAAGACAUGGCCUCUCCAUUGUCUCACUAUUUCAUUUACACGAGCCAUAAUUCGUAUCUGACUGGGAAUCAGAUCAACAGCGAAUGCAGCGAUGUGCCUCUCAUUAAGGCAUUACAGAGAGGUGUUCGAGCUCUUGAGCUUGACCUAUGGCCUAACUCUACUAAGGACGACAUUCUUGUUCUCCACGGCUGGGCAUGGACACCUCCAGUGGAACUGAUCAAAUGCUUGAGAUCUAUUAAAGAUCAUGCCUUUUCUGCAUCUGCAUAUCCUGUGAUGUUAACUUUGGAAGAUCAUUUGACUCCAGAUCUUCAAGCCAAAGCAGCAGAGAUGAUGAAAGAUACAUUCAUGGAUAUGGUGUAUUUUUCUGACUCUGGCGAUUUGAAAGAGUUCCCUUCACCAGAAGAUCUCAAGUACAAAGUUGUAAUAUCCACAAAGACUCCCAAAGGGACCUUACAAAAGGAUAAGGAUUCUGAGUCGGAUGUAUCAGGAAAGUCUUCAUCAGAUGUUUCAGCCAAACAAACAGACGACCAGAAGACUGAGGAAGAAACAAGCGAGGUCAGAAAUGAAGAGGAUGGAUCUGAUCAAGAAUCCAGCAACAACUUGGAUCUCCUCACCUACAGUCGUAUGAUACUGAUUCCUUCUGGAAACGCUAGAAAUGGAUUGAAGGAAGCACUCACGAUCGAUAAUGGUGGAAUUAGACGGCUGAGUUUGAGGGAGCAGAAGUUCAAGAAAGCCACUGAAAUGUAUGCAACCGACGUCAUGAAAUUCACACAGAGGAAUCUGCUGAGGAUAUAUCCCAAGGCCACUCGAGUAACAUCCUCAAACUACAAGCCCUUAAGCGGUUGGAUGUAUGGAGCUCAAAUGGUCGCUUUCAACAUGCAGGGAUAUGGAAGAGCUCUGUGGAUGAUGCAUGGGAUGUUCAGAGGAAAUGGUGGAUGCGGGUACGUGAAAAAACCAGACUUUAUGAUGGACAAAGCUCCCGAUGGACAAAUGUUCGACCCCAAAGCGAAACUACCCGUAAAGACUACACUGAAAGUGAAAGUAUACAUGGGAAAAGGAUGGGACUCUUGUUUCCCAAGAACAUGUUUCAACACUUGGUCCUCUCCUAACUUCUACACUAGGGUGGGGAUAACAGGAGUUAGAGCUGAUAAGGUAAUGAAGAAAACAAAGAAAGAAGACAAUACUUGGGAGCCUUUGUGGGACGAGGAGUUUGAGUUUCAGCUUACAGUUCCCGAGCUGGCGUUACUCAGGAUUGAAGUUCACGACUACAACAUGCCGGAGAAGGACGAUUUCUCGGGGCAGACAUGUUUGCCUGUGGCAGAGCUGAGACAGGGGAUACGUUCUGUUCCGUUGUAUGAUCGCAAAGGGGAGAGACUAGUUUCAGUUACACUUCUCAUGCGGUUUCAGUUUGUUUAA